Messenger RNA from Equus quagga, 843 nucleotides. RefSeq names its product olfactory receptor 13C8-like. The annotation marks the transcript as partial. The record is from RefSeq and is a predicted model, not a curated record. The transcript has a single exon. Gene Ontology annotation, molecular function: olfactory receptor activity. Lineage: Eukaryota; Metazoa; Chordata; Mammalia; Perissodactyla; Equidae. Gene Ontology annotation, biological process: G protein-coupled receptor signaling pathway. Gene Ontology annotation, cellular component: membrane.
UUGGUCGUGCUGGGAAAUCCCGUCCUCAUCUCAGUAAUUAGCGAUGGUUCUCACUUGCACAUGCAUGUGUAUUUCUUCCUCUGUAAUCCUUCCUUCCUGGACAUUUGCAACACAGGCUCCUGUAUCCCACCAAUUCUGGACAGCUUCCUGACAGUAAGGAAAAGCAUUUCCUUCUUUGGGUGCAUGGUGCAAAUGUUUCUCUCUUUUGCCAUGGGGGCCACAGAGUGCAUGCUUUUAGGCAUAAGGGCACUUGACUGCUAUGUGGCCAUGUGCUAUCCACUGAGAUACCCUGCCAUCAUGAGCAAAGAUGCCUACGUACCCAUGGCAGCUGCAUCCUCGGUUGCUGGGCUUGUAGACACAGUGGUGCAGCCAUCUGUAGCAAUGCAAUUACCAUUCUGUGCUAACAAUGUCAUUAACCUCUUUUUCUGUGAAAUUCAGGCUAUCCUAAAACUGGCCUGUGCUGAUAUUGCAAUCAAUGUGAUCAGUAUGGCAGGCUCAAUGCUGAUUCUUCUGGUUAUUCCAUUGCUAUUAAUUUCCUUCUCCUACAUUGUUAUUGUUGCCACUAUUCUGAGGACCCCUUCCACUGAAGGAAAAUGUAAAGCAUUCUCCACCUGCUCAGCCCACCUGACAGUGGUGAUUAUAUUCUAUGGAACCAUCUUCUUCAUGUACGCAAAGCACAAGUCUAAAAGCUCUGUUGGUCCAGAUAAUCAAGACAUUGUUGAGGCCCUCAUCUCCCUCUUCUAUGGAGUGAUGAUUUCCAUGCUCAUUCCUCUCAUCUAUAGUCUGAGGAACAAAGUUGUGAAGACUGCUGUGAAGAACAUGCUUUGGGAGGAAAAACUUUAG